UUGAUCCCAUGACCUUUAUUUGACUUCGUUGAGAAUUACUAGUGUAUACCCUCUUCCUUAAGCUUUCUCAGCCUCUCUCUCUAUAUAUAUAUGUGUGUCUGUUUCAUUCAAUGCUCUGUCACUCUGCUUUCACUCUCUCGCUAAGCUAAGAUCUGGUUUUUGCGUGUGUGCUGUGGUUUUCUGUGUGCGGGUUUUUGUAACGUACGGAUAUGGAGACGGCGAGAGAACAUAUAGAGGAGAUACGUAGAAAAAAGUUUUCUAUUGGAGGGGAAGAGAACCCAUUGACGGAAGAUCUUCACCAGGCCGUGAAGAACCUCUCUGCUGAACUUUAUGCCAAGGAUGUCCACUUCCUCAUGGAACUCAUUCAGAAUGCGGAAGACAAUACUUACUUGGAGGAUGUGGAUCCGUCGCUUGAGUUCAUCAUAACUUCUCAGGACAUCACGGCCACGGGAGCUCCAGCGACGUUGCUGAUUUUCAACAAUGAAAAAGGUUUCUCUUCCAAAAAUAUAGACUCCAUUUGCAGUGUUGGUCGCUCCACCAAGAAAGGCAACAGGAAACGCGGUUAUAUUGGAGAGAAAGGUAUUGGAUUCAAGAGUGUCUUUCUGGUUACUGCUCAGCCAUACAUAUUCAGCAAUGGAUAUCAGAUUCGGUUCAACGAAGAGCCUUGCCCACAUUGCAAGCUUGGGUACAUUGUGCCUGAAUGGGUGGAGGAGAACCCAACUCUUUCCGACAUAAAGCAAAUAUAUGGUUCUGGAAAUACUUUUCCAACGACAACAAUAGUCCUACCUCUGAAGCCGGAUAAGGUCGAACCUGUGAAGGACGAGCUCUCUAGCAUUCAUCCUGAAGUUCUGUUGUUCCUCGCAAAGAUAAAGCGGUUUUCGCUCAGGGAACAUAAUAAGGAUGGUAGACUCAGUACCGUCAGUGCAAUAGCUGUUACGAGUGAGACAGACUUUGUGACGAAGAAGAGCAUUAAUGCUGAAUCCUACACACUCCAUCUCUCAACCGAUGAAAAGAAGGAUGAGGGUUCCGUCAAAGAAUGCAGUUACUACAUGUGGAAGCAAAAGUUUCCUGUCAAGUACGAAAACAAAGUGGAAAGGAGAAUGGAAGUAGACGAGUUGGUGAUUACGUUGGCUUUUCCAUUUGAAGAGCGUCUCCUGAGAGGGAUUGGCUCACCUGGGGUCUAUGCAUUUCUUCCCACAGAGAUGGUCACUAACUUUCCCUUCAUAAUCCAGGCAGAUUUUCUUCUUGCAUCAUCAAGGGAAACUAUCCUCUUGGACAACAAGUGGAACAAAGGGAUACUUGAUUGUGUGCCCUCUGCUUUUAUAAAUGCUUUGGUCUCGCUAAUCAAAGCCUCAGAAAAUGCUCCAGUAUCUAGUUUGGCUCCCAUGUUCAAGUUCAUUCCAGUCAACAGCUCUUCUUACAAGGAGCUGAAUAUCGUCAGGGAGUCGAUCAAAGCAAAGCUUGUCGAAGAAAAUAUUGUUCCAAGUGAGUCGUACACAACGCAGAAAUUUUUUCAUAAACCUCGCGAAGUUGGUAGGCUUGUGCCUGCUUUCUGGAACAUAUUAGAGAAGGCAAAGAAUCAAGGGGUGAGCUUGCUUGAUCUCUCAUCUCAUGGAAGUUAUAUUUUGAGUUCUGCAUUUGAUAGAAAUGAGUAUGAUCACAUAUUGAGUUUCUUAGGAGUGGAGCCAGUCAACGACAACUGGUAUGUCAAGUGUAUCGGGAGUUCUAAUCUCGUUGCAGGAGUGUCAGAAGAACUGUAUAUGGAGAUUUUACUAUUUGUUGCUGAUAAUUGGAAGUCUAAAUUCGGCAACACCAACAUCAGGAACAUACCACUAAUAAAAUAUGUGGGUCCUGAUGGGCAUGUGUCUUUGUGCAGCAUAAAUGAAUGCACACCUGGGAAGUGGCAGAAGGUUGUCUCUUUAUCGCAACAGAAUCAUCUGGCGUCAUGGCUGAUUGAUUGGAACAGGGAAUUCAGAUGUGUGGGUAGUCGUUUUUUUAUGCCAAAAAGCACGCAAGAAGCUAUCUUUUCCUCUUUGGCGGUGAGGGAGUGGCUUCAAGCUCAUGUGAAGAUUAGUGUUGUGAAAGUGUAUGACUAUGCAGUUCACCUAAAUUAUUAUCUCAAAGAAGACCGGAAGCUUGCUAUUGCUUUUGUUCACUUCUUAUAUCACUCUUUCUCGAAGAAUCAUCUUUCAAAAUGGGAGGUGGAUAACUUGUGUCGAUCUAUGCCGCUCGUAGAUAACUAUGGGAAUCUAACCACCCAAAGGAAAGGGGUUCUUGUCCCUGCUAAUGGAAGCAAAUGGGUGGGAUUGGUUGGUUCGAAUCCAUGGAGAGGUGAAGGCUAUGUUGAGUUAGGACAAGACUACUUGCAUCCAGGUCGUUUUGCAGGUGAAUUUACUUCUGGAGAACAGCUCUUAGAGUUCCUUAAAACUCAUGUUGCAGCUUCUGACAUCCCUUAUAUAUCUCCUCCCAAUUCUGCAAUUCCUGCUGUUUCUGCUCCACUUACCAAUGAAAAUGCAUUCCUGUUGUUGGAUUGGAUUCGAAACCUGAAACAGACUCGAACUUGCAUUCCAGAGAAGUUCUUGAAAUGCAUAAAGGAAGGUAGCUGGCUGAAAAUUACUGCCAAUGGUUAUUCUGGUUACAGGCCACCAUCUGAGUCAUUUGUGUUUUCCUCUUCAUUGGGAAACAUUUUGCAGAAUGGAUCAGUGCUCGUUGAUAUUCCAUUGAUUGAUCAAAGUUUUUAUGGAGAUAGAAUUAAUGAGUAUAAUGAAGAGCUGAAGACAAUUGGAGUCAUGUUUCGGUACGGGGAAGCAUGUAAAUUUAUUGGGAAGCAUCUUAUGUCUCUUACAACUUCCUCGACUUUAACUAGAGGCCUUGUGCUUUCUGUCCUUAAUUUCAUCAGAUUCUUGAGGGAAAAUUCUCUUCCUUUGGACGAAUUCGUCAACAGUAUCAAAGACAUAAAAUGGCUAAGGACAUCCUGUGGUGACAGAUCUCCAGUUGGAUCUGUAUUGUAUGACGGAGAAUGGAGAAUUGCAUCUCAAAUCAGUGCCAUCCCCUUCAUUGAUAUACAUUACUAUGGGGAUGAAAUCCUAGCUUUUAAGGAGGAGCUAAAGUCGCUUGGUGUGUUAAUUGGAUUCUGUAAAAGUUACAACCUUGUUGUAGACAACUUGAGGUCAUCUUCACGCUUGACUUCGCUGACAGCUGAGGCAGUUCUUUUGAUCCUGGAAUGUAUACGUCAUUCCAGACCAUCCAACAAAUUCAUGGAGGCAUUGAAUGGUGUGAAAUGCUUCAAGACAAACAUCGGUUACAGUUCUCCAGGAGAAUGUUUCUUGUUUGACCCUCAAUGGGGUUGCAUCCUACAGGUUUUCAGAGGUUUCCCAUUGAUUGAUGAAAGUUUUUAUGGAAGCAGCAUCUCGUCUUACAGAAACGAGUUGAAGAAAACAGGGGUGAAGGUGGAUUUUGAGAAUGCGGUCCAAGUAUUUGUUCACUGUUUCAGGCAGCACGCGUCUUCCAUGACAAAAGAAACUCUUGUGUCUUUCCUGUCAUGUUAUAGACAGCUAAAGCACACUCCUUUUGAGUUUCCUUCAUAUCUUAUGAAAUGCAUCCGUGAGGAGAAGUGGUUGCGAACUCGGCUUGGUGUUUAUAGAUCUCCAAGUAAUUGCAUUUUGUUUGGGCCAGAUUGGCAAUCAAUUUCUCCAAUUACUCUCCUCCCUUUCAUAGAUGAUAGUGACAACUAUUAUGGCAAGGUCAUUCAUGAAUACAUGGAAGAGCUGAAGAUGAUGGGUGUGGUUGUUGAUAUCAAAGAUGGUGUGAAGAUGGUAGCUGCUGGUCUUUAUUUUCCCCAGGAUCACUCUUGCGUAACUCCUGGAAAUGUGUUUAAACUGCUGGAAUGCAUCCGCAUUUUACUCCAGGAUAGGAAUUAUUCAUUUCCGGUCCAUUUCUGGGAAGAAGUUUCUCAAAACUGGUUGAAGACCCAUGUUGGUUAUAGGCCUCCAGCCCAGUGCUUAUUGUUCAAUUCCCGUUGGGGCUCUUAUCUGAAGCAUACAGAUGGAUCUUUUAUUGAUGAAGGUUUUUAUGGUUCUGGUAUUACAUCCUACAAAGAAGAGCUCCGAGCAAUUGGGGUUACUGUUGAUGUGGAAAAAGGAUGCCCGUUGAUUUCCAGCCACCUUGAUUUCCAUCUUGAUCAAUUUUCCACUAUAGUUCGCAUAUACAACUACUUGAGCGAGUUUAAUUGGAAGCCAGACAGUGAAGCUACCAAAAGGAUUUGGAUUCCAAAUGAAAGGCAGAUUGGAAAGUGGGUCAGCCCCAUAGAAUGCGUUUUGCAUGACGAGGAUGGUCUCUUCAAUUUGCAGCUUCAGGUUUUAGAGAAACACUAUGAGCAAAAGUUACUUAGCUUUUUCUCCAAUGCUUUCCAUGUUAGACACAAUCCUUCUGUUGAUGAUUACUGCAAGCUUUGGAAGGUUUGGGAAAGUUCAGGACAACCAUUGUCUCAUGCUGACUGUUGUAAGUUCUGGGUGUAUGUUUCGAAGAACUGGAGUCAAAAAACUGAGGAAACUCUGACUGGUAGCUUGGUGAAAUUACCUGUUGGUUCAGGCUCAGACAGAAUUUUGCUGUCCAACAAGUUUGAUGUUUUCAUUGCUGACGAUCUUCAACUGAAGGAUCUUUUUGAACAGUUUUGUCCUCAACCUAUAUUUGUAUGGUACCCUCGGGAAAGCUUGCCUUCUUUACCUCGGAGAAAAUUGCUUGAAACUUACAGGAAAAUUGGGGUUCGCACAAUAUCUGAAUCAGUGCAAAAGGAAGAAUCAGUGGAUGUUGCUCAUCUUAACCAAGUGAACCCAAAGGAGACAGUGCUUAAAAAAGGGCUGGUGAGACUCAUCCUUGGUUUUCUAGCAGAUCCUACAAGGGAAAUCGAAAUGGAAACGAGGCAUGAGGCUAUCAAAAGGCUUCUGAAUAUUACUUUCCUUGAGACAGUUGAACCCAUUACUGUAAACUAUAGUUUAUUUCUUUCUUCUGGGGAAAUUGUGAAAGCAAAAUCUAGGCGAGUAAUGCUUUGGUACAGAGAGACUUCAAAGUUUGUAGCACAGAAGCUGGACAGGUCUGGUGGAUACAAGAACAUCAUCGAAUAUGCUACAUAUUUUUCUGAAGCAAUAUCUGAGGUUUUGUUAUGGGAGAACAGCAAUUAUAUUGGUGCACUCGCUGAGCUGAUCAAGUUGGGCUUCAUGAUGGAAUUUAAUGAAGAAGCAGUUGGGUUUUUAAUAAAGUCCAAGAAUUUGCAGAUUUUCAUGGAGGAUUUCAACGCCCUCUGCCUUCCCACUUCUGAGUCUGGUGUGCAGAUUGAUGAUGUGGCGGAGCUCGAGUGGCUUUCACAGUUUGUAGAGGACUCCCCCGAAUCUCCCGCGACUGGAGGAUCCAGUCCGCCUGUCUAAGAGAACGCCGGCGCAAGAGAUGAAGAGUUGCAGAGGCGUUAGCACUCUGAUCAUGUUAUUAAGUUUAUCAAAUUUUCCUAUUUUAAUUUCCUUUUGGUUUUCUAAGAGAAGAGUCAUUUUGCUUUAAUUAUAUUUUCUUUUCUUUUUAUA
Alnus glutinosa is the source of this 5573-nucleotide messenger RNA. RefSeq lists its product as uncharacterized. The coding region runs from base 210 to 5423 and encodes 1737 amino acids. NCBI's taxonomy places the organism in Eukaryota, Viridiplantae, Streptophyta, Magnoliopsida, Fagales, Betulaceae. The transcript is spliced from 4 exons. The record is from RefSeq and is a predicted model, not a curated record.